AUGGGUCUGGACAGAUAUAAGGAUGUGGUGUCAUUGGUCGACAGGACAUUGACAGAAUUAUCCAACCCUGGUGCUAGUGGAAGUGUGUUUUACCUGACACUGGAUGAUGAAUUCAUCAUUAAGACUACACAACAUAAAGAAGCAGACUUCUUACAGAAACUACUACCAGGCUAUUAUAUGAAUCUUGUACAAAACCCCAGGACCUUGCUACCUAAGUUCUAUGGUCUGUACACGUACCAAAGCGGUGGCAAGAACAUUCGAUUUGUAGUCAUGAAUAAUCUCCUUCCUUCUACGUUGAAGAUGCAUCAAAAGUUUGAUCUGAAGGGUUCAACAUACAAGAGGAAAGCCUCAAAAGGAGAGAAGCAGAAGAAAUCACCAACAUUAAAAGAUUUAGAUUUCAUGGAAGAACAUCCAGAUGGGCUGCACCUAGAUGCGUUAACAUAUAAUGCUCUCCUUAAGACGAUACAAAGGGAUUGCAGGGUAUUGGAAAGCUUUAAGAUCAUGGAUUAUAGUUUGCUUCUUGGUAUUCAUAAUGUGGACCAAGAACAGCGAGACAGGGUGAAAGAAGGUCUGGAUGAUCUACCACCAGACUACCCUGGGGACCCAGGUACUUAUCCCGAUACACCAAGGACACCUACAGAAAGGACGCCUAGAACACCAACUGAAAACAGUAAUGGAGAAGAUCCACUCAACUCAUCAUCAGGUGUACCUCCAAGGUUAGAAAGAUCACGUUCCUAUAACAACAGACAGAGAGUAGCAGCCUUCUCAACAACGAGAGAAGCAAUCCAGGGUCAGUCUGACACAUAUGUAUCAGGAGGAGAGGAUGAACAGAGUGGUGGUAUUCCAGCUAAAAAUACAAAAGGAGACCGUUUAUUACUCUUCAUAGGCAUUAUUGAUAUCUUACAAUGUUACAAAUUAACUAAGAAAUUAGAACACACGUGGAAGUCAGUGGUACACGAUGGUGAUACAGUCUCAGUGCAUAGACCGGGUUUCUAUGCCAACCGUUUCAAGGAAUUCAUGGCUAAAAAUGUCUUCAAGAAGAUACCUUUGAAACAUUCGCCAUCCAAGAAGAGGGGUCAGGCUGGGCAGUACGGUCAAAGUUCCAGGCAGGCAGACAGUAGCGGGACCAAUCGACCAAGGUCACAAACAGAACCUGUACUAUCAGAACCUCAUUCAAAGAAGACACUUCCAACAGAAGAAACAGGUGCCCGUCCAAAGGAGCCCAGACCUGACUUAGUUCCAAGUACCCCACCACUUGGAGGGGAAGCCUCUGGCUACACACCGGCAGUUGAGGUAACAGAGACAUCCGACUCAAGCUGUGCUGAUAAUGCAAUGCCAGCCAAAACAGCAUUCCGACUCAAACAGCAAUCAAAGACUACAACAGGGACCAGUGAAGAUCAGGCUUCACUGUCUGAUAUCAACAUCCAGACUGAGGGGAGUGGCAUAGCCAUGCAGGAGCUUGAGCGAAAGCUAUCAGCAGCACACUUAGAACAGAAUAUAGACUAUACACAAAGUGGCAGCAGCACGCUUGACACCGGUAGCGAGUCCUCCCCUAGGAAGUCCCAUGACCUGAUGCAUGAUUCACCCUACCACCAGUCGGAGUACCAAAGCAUCAUCCUCAAAGGAAGCCAGGAGAACCUGUCAGAAGGAGGCGCUUUGACUACCGAAAAGGGCGACACAAUAAAAGCAGAUUUGGAUAUGAAUGGGCAUUCAAAUCCAGAAAAUGAAGGAAGAACUCAUGAUGCAGAUGGAGGAAAAAAUGUAGAAAUUGAUGGAAAUGUGGGAAGUGUCUGGCUAUGAAGGUCUGGCUGGCACUUCAUAGGAUUCAAUGCCAUUGAGCGUUGCUGUGCUACGCGGUUGUCAUAUUGCAAUUUUGUGACUUUAGAAAAAGGAAUUGCAUCAUUUUCAGUGUGGCUAAGGUAUCCUCAUGUCAGCUAUCAAACCAGUGCAAUGUGAGUGGAUACCUUACGGUCUUUUACGUCGUUCAGUAAGUGUUUGUGCGGAAUAUUGGUGAAAUCAACCUACGUUUGUAAAGAUUGUCCUGGUGUCAUCCAUCACCAUGAUACUUCAAGAGCAGCCAAGUGCCAGUGGUAUUAUAGAUUGAUAGCAUCAUCAACAUGAUUAACAUUCAAAGUGUGUUUUUAACAAGUGCUCAUGAAAAGAAAACAUUGAAAGUGCUUAGAUGAACCCUUUAUCCAUGUUAGCAUGACACAGACUAACCCUGCAUGCCGUUCUCCUUGAUAUCCAGGCCCAUGCAUUAUCUUGACAUGAUUAUUAUGAUGGUAUAUUAGUUCCCCUUUUACCCUUCCCCCUCCGAGUAAGAAUGGCUUGCUCAUGUUCCUGGCAUAUUGAGUUGAAUAUCAUGCAACCCUUGAGCCUUGACCUUUAUGCUUGAUCCAAUGCUGACCCCAGUAUGACCUUCCUCUGUCCAUAUUUUUAUCAUUGAUUUCCCCCAAAUCAUAUGUUUACCUAAUCCUAACUUCAAGAGCAAGAACAAUGUCAUUAACAGACCAAACCCUAGGAUUAAGAAUUCGGAUGAUAUAAUUAUUAUGUGAUUGAAGAUAUUUGUUUAUACUUUAUAUCUGAUCGUAUUAUGGUUAGGUCAUGAAAUUAAUGUUGGAGAUUUUUUUUUCUCUUUUCAUGUAUAUAAUGAUCCUUCAUAAGUAAGAAAGGCUUGUAUGCACUCUACAAGAUGUAUUCUGUAGUUGAGUGAUAUAAGACAGCCUUUAUUAUGAUCCCACUGGAAGCUAAAAGAUGAGUAUAGUGCUUUAUUCUGCAAUAUACACUUCAUAAUGCAUUUGGCGCCAAAUGGUUUACCAGAGACGUUAAUGUAACAAUGUGUAUGGAUGAUAUUAAAGUUGAUUUGAACCAGCCUAUUUCCAUUAAUUUUUUUUUUGAAAAAUCAGUUAAUAUUAAAACAUGUUUAAAAAAAACAUCAAUGAGCUUGCCAAUAUUACUAUCAUGGCAACACCUUCCUUGCAAUCAUGAUUUAGAGCCACAAUGAUUAUAAUUCAGUCAGCACAUUUUUUUUCCCGUGACAAAUUCUAAGUUUCAGUAUGAUAUUGCAUGAUGUUUUUUUCAAUUGAAGAUUUUUGAUAUUAAGAAAAUACAAAAUUUGAAGCCUUUGUUUUUGCCCUGUUUUGAGUUUCACUUUAUAUCACCCCAUCCCUCUUUUGUGUUUGUACUCUUUUGAAGAGUACACUCAUUUCUACAGACAUAUACUUUAAUAACCCCUUGAAAUUUUCUUGCAAUGAAUAUGUUUGUGUGCACUCAAUAUGAUAAACAAUAAAAUUCGAAGGAGGAAAGACUAUGGUAGCUCAUCUUCAUACUUUGUAAGAACUAAUAAUUUUACUCAUGUCACUUAUUUGGAUUGGGAAUAUAUUUUUUUAAUAAAGGGAUCUUAAAAACAUACAAGGGCAUCAAGGGGACACUGUUUUAAGGAAUAAUCUCUGAGCGUCUGAAAUUAACAAAAAAAUUCAUGGCAACAAUAAUCUUAACUUUUUCAUUUAUUCAGAUGAUAUAUGGUUUAUAAAAGUAAUUCCCUCCUUUAUAAUAGAAGCCCAAGAUGAUGUAGCCAAACUUUUUUUAUAUGAUGCCAUUGCACAGAAAUGUGCUUCAAUUCACUUGUUUUUUCAUCCUUAUAACUCACUGAAUUACCCAAUGAUAUUUUUUCUCAUUUAUCUAAAGGUAUCAUAUAUCAUUUAAAACUUUAAAUUCAAAACAAGAAAAUAUGAUUAAAAGACCACUUUGUUGUCCUUUGAUUUUGUAUUUGUAUAUAGAAUAUUCACAAAUAUAGAUGUAUAUACUACAUUUAUUUAAUAUUUCAGUUGUAGUAUUAUCAAUAGUAUUGACUAUGUCAUUAUCUCAAGUAUAUUUUGUGUACAACCAUUUUCUAUGAAGAUGUUGAUGUAUUAUUUUAGCGUUACUUGUUUAUAUUGUUUUACCAUGUGCAGGCGCAUUAAGAAUAGGUCAAACAAUUAUAUUGAUAUGUUUUUCUUUUCCCUUUCUCUAAUGCUUUAUACAAACUUGUUACCUCUGCAGUAUAUUUCACUCUGCAAUAUAUUUAUUGCACCAAAUUUGAAGGAUAAAACUGCAUUCCAUUCUUAUAUAGCGUGGGAGACUGUGGCAGUCAUCUAUGGGGGAAAACUGAGCAUUGGGUUAACAUCUCUGUAGCUUAUAAUAGAAAGCAGAGUUGUAGUCGAGACUGGCCUUGAGGCCACAUUUUGCCAGCCUUGGCGUUGGCCUUUGGCAAAGUCACAUGCAAAAUGUGUAGAGGAGGUUUUCUCAAGCGACCUUGUGACCCGGAAGUACUGGCCGUGAUUUCAUCCCUAAUAUACCGGUAUAUAGAAAGAGAUCACAUGGACCUUUGUACAUGGAUUUUCACUGCAUAUUCCAACCUGCAAGCAAUCAAGAAGUCAUGGGGGAGUUACCCUUCGCUCGGGAUUAUGUUUGGUACAAGCAUAAUUAUGCCAAGUCUGACAUUAAUACUGUCCCAAGUUUCAGGGUUUUUUGCUGUGAUAAGUCAGUCAAACAGCUGAACUUUAAUAUGGAAAAGCGAUCACAUGUACUCUCCCAGACAAAGCCUAAAAGGAUAUUAUGCAAUCAGCGCCUUGUAUGUCUGAAUGGUCUGGGAGACAGAUCAUAUAUUAAGACUCGUCAGCCAGAAGUCACUACAUUUUCGCUUGGAACAUAGAAGCAUGUUUAAUGUGAUGUUUGUUGGGGAUUUACCCUCUUUAGACCUGUUACGAGUCUAGGACUUGGGAUUGUCAAGAAUUUCUGCCACCCUAAAUAAAUGAUUAUCCUGAGUCGGAUUCAUGCUUUCUGAUUUUUUUCAUAACAGCCUUAUGCAAAUUGCUUGCGAUUUAACAUCCCCAUAAUUUUGGACUUUUCUGUCCCUUUAAUCUUUGAAAGAAAUAUUGUUACUUUUAACUGCCCCCGAUGUUUGCAUUCUAUGAGAAUGGGUCAAUCUCUGAACAGCCAUAUUGAGCUGUGUAUUAAUUGUGUUGUACAGGAGUAACGAGUCUGUUUUUAUGUGCCACAUGAUUGUGAUAACCAAAGCAAUAAAAUGGAUAAAGCAUUGUGAUCAAUCUCUAUUCAAACUGUACAGGCUCUCGCUGUGUGAAAGGAUAAUUAGAUCAAAUGUGGUUAUUGUAUUUGUAGUGCUUUCUAAAUAGUCAAAUUGUUAUGUUAAUUGUUUGGAUUCACUUUGAUGCCAGAUUUAUUUCAAAGUUUUGAAAGAAUUCAUAUGAAUUUUAAGAAUUUUCUGUGUAUUGUAGUUCUCUCGCCAGGUAAAAAAUCUUGGGGAUGAUAACUCAUGUCUGAACCCCCCUCCCCCCUUCAGGAAAAUUUUGGGAUCAGUUCAUUGCUGAUACAUUUUCUUUUAAUAUGGUCAGUUGUGGGGAUGUUGUUAUGCUUUAUUAUACACAGGAUAGUUAAAAUGAUUAUUAUUAUUGUCAAUUACCAUAAAAGUCUAGUUAUGCAUAAAAAUAUUAGCUUUUAACCUCAGGCUCAGCAUACCCCCUCCCCUCCUGCCUUCGCUUGCAAGUUGCAUCUUUACCACUAACAUACAUGUACAUCUUCCACUGCUUGGGAAGCUCCAUAGACUGCCUAGUAAUGGCUCCUAAUUGUGGCUAAUAACCUAAGAAAGACAUUAGCUUAAAGGGAAACACUAACAUUUUCAUGUUAAUAUACGGUAAUUAUAGGAAGAUCAAGUAAUUAGAAAAGUAAUUUAUGCCCACUUGUGAUUUGUUGAAAAUCAAGUUGUAUUUGAUUGCGAAUUUAAAGCAAAAAAUGAUUUGAUUCAAUGUAAUUUAACCUUUGAACUCAUUGUAAGAUAGUAAUCUCCAGUAAUCUUUGCCUGAUUGAAGCUAUGAAGUCUUUGUUUAGUCUUUACAUUUGACCAGCCAUUCCAAGUAUGUGCCAGUCUUUUAACAUAUGCAAUAAUACAUCAAUUUAUUACAAUUGUAAUGUUUUAAUUAUCUACAUUUGACUGUAUUACAUCGGAUUGGACAUGUAAAAUAAUACUUUUCUGGUUUGUGAUAACUGAUAUAGAGUUAAUUAUUCUGUAGGCACUUGAAAUAUUACUUCAUUAUAUUUUAUAGAACAAGUAAUGCCUAUUGAAGCAUAUCGUUAACCUAUUCUGUGACUUGUUCAUAUAUUGGGAAGAAACUAGCCAUUGCUGUCUUGGGAUCCAGCCAUAGGGCUAUGAUAAUUUGUGAGCAGAGAACUUAAUACUCUCUAGGAUGCAUGUGUGCAAGAAAGUACUUUUCAAGUUAACCAAAAUACAUCCACAUUAUUGUAGACCUUCAAACACCGACCAAAGAUAAUAAUUAUUGUCUAUUGGAAUAUUUUGUAAUUUAGACAUGAUCCCCCCAUAAAUCUACAAAACUUAAGUGAUAAGGUAAAGAUUUGAGAUAAAAUAAAGGCUGUGAAGAUGGUUGUCCCCCCAGUGAUUAAUUGUCAAUACUGUAAACAUGUACAUAUAUGUUGACAAGAUGUUGGCACUAACUUACUCUUAUCCAUUGAAAAUGAAAUGGUAUGUCAGUAAAUAAUUACUUUCAAGAUUCUCUAAUGUAAGUUGCAUCAGUGGAUUUGUUUGAUAAAGUUUCUCUUUGUAGGUCAAAAUAUUCGACCUGGACCAUCUUUAGAAGAUCUUUCCAUAUGACAAAUAUUUGUUGGACUAACUCUGUUUGGGGUUUUAAAGUAAUUUUGUUGGUGACAGUUUCGGUAGUGUACUCCAUCCUCUGUUCGCCUCUUCUCCAAGUAUUAUUUCCUGUAGGCCAUGAAUUUGUAUUUUGUAGUCUGUGACUUUGUGUCAAGUUUGUAGAAGCGCAAGAGUUCAAAGUUGAGUGUGUCAUGUAAAUAAUUGUACAUUUAAAAAACCAGGGGACAACAGACAGAAUGCAUCGUUUCUCCUCUCUGUCUUCAAUUAUGGUGCACAUUUGUAUGUAAGCAAUGUAAAGUGUAUAAAUAAAAUCAAAACGGCUGGACUCGAUGCAGAAAAAAUGGAUGGAAGGUGGGGAGGGUUUAAUACUGUGAUGAAUUAACUACCCCUGUAGAGUUGGGUGGUAUAUAUUUAAUAUAUUGUUAUUAACUUUGUCAAAACAGUAAUGUGGUGAUACAAUGUCGGUUGAUUUUUUUUUGUCAGGACUUAAUUCCGUAAGGAAUACACAAGUAAUAUUUAUGCUUUAACACUAUCAGUAGACUUAGAAAUCCAAAUAUGUGUAUCUCAGAAUUGUGCCAACGCUGUCAUCAAUAUUAAAGACUUUAUUUAUGAGCUUUCAUGAGAAAUGAAUGUAUUACAAAACAAUAAAACAUCAUGGUAGUAAUGUACUUGCAGCCUGAAAUGACACCAAAGCUACUUUAAUAUGGAUAGGCUAUUGCAUUCAUAAGUGGUUAGUGGCAGUCAUUUGACAUCAGUUGGAAUAAAUGUAAUGAGAAGAAAAAAGAAAAUAUAAACAAAGUGUUAUUGAUUGCAUUUGCUCAAAUGUCCAAACCUUUAAGUUGUCUUAUUUUUAAGUGAUUUCUUACAAAUUAAAUUAAAUUAAAUGCAAAAGAUGUGAUUAUUGUAAAAUAUGGAUGAAACAUAAUAAUGUUAUACCGAUGUUAUUACGAUGCGAACAGUAGACCAACCUUCCAUAAUGUGUAGUACUUCUAUAUCAAUUAUGCUAGCUUUUUUUUAUAGUUUUCAGCAUCCAUUUCUCAUGAAAGCUAUUAAUUGUAAAGGAAAACAUUUCUUUUAAAGUACAUUAUUAUUUGAAUAAUGAAUAUGAUGCCAAUAAUCAAAAUGUUAAUGCCUGUCAUUUUUUUCUUUGUUUUAGAAUGACUAGUAUCUGUAGCACAAAAAUCUGCAUGAUCAAUCCAUGCAAAGAAUAAAUUGUAUUACCACUUUAUCAAA
Molecule: messenger RNA, 7897 nt
Organism: Lytechinus pictus (painted urchin)
Lineage: Eukaryota; Metazoa; Echinodermata; Echinoidea; Temnopleuroida; Toxopneustidae
Product: phosphatidylinositol 4-phosphate 5-kinase type-1 alpha-like
Exons: 12
Coding region: 1-1800 (599 amino acids)
Biological process (GO): phosphatidylinositol phosphate biosynthetic process
Cellular component (GO): plasma membrane
Molecular function (GO): 1-phosphatidylinositol-4-phosphate 5-kinase activity
Source: RefSeq, a predicted model, not a curated record